Molecule: messenger RNA, 778 nt
Organism: Gadus chalcogrammus (walleye pollock)
Lineage: Eukaryota; Metazoa; Chordata; Actinopteri; Gadiformes; Gadidae
Product: stomatin-like protein 1
Exons: 3
Coding region: 1-684 (227 amino acids)
Source: RefSeq, a predicted model, not a curated record
AUGACGCGUCCCUGGGGUCUGGAGGUGGACCGGGUGGAGCUCACCCUGGGCGCUGUGCUGAAGCCCCCGGAGGAGGCCUCCACGGGGGGCUUCAUCCUGCCCCCGUCCGUGCCUGGCCUGGAGGGCUUGGAGGGCCUGGCGGGUCCCAUUCAGCAGCUUGCCAUGCAUUUCAUGGGCCAGGGUGGAGCUCCACCGCCCCAGACGGGUUCCCCAGGGGACAGCGCCGCAUUCACGGAUGAGGUGAGCGGCGCAGCGCCGGCCGUGAGCCCGGCCGGGUCGGUGGAUCAGCUGCUGGGGGUGGUCCGGCUGCUGCUCUCUGAAAGCCUGGUCAACAGGGUGGGGGCCUGCUUCCAUUUCCGGAUCAGCUCCAGCGACGGAGAGUGCAAGAGCUACUAUGUGGACCUGAGUCAAGGCGCCGGCGAUGCAGGGCUGGGCGCUCCUCUGCGGGAGCCGGACGUGACUCUGAGCAUCAGCGACAGCGACCUGCUGGCCCUGUUCGAAGGCAGCCUCCGGCCGUACGGAGCGUACGCCAGCGGGAGGCUGCGGGUCGAGGGCGACCUCAACACCGCCAUGAGGCUGGAGGAGCUCAUUAAGCUGUUCAGGGCUUUGCAGUUUCUAACCGUUUUAUUCCUCCUGCUGUUUAUUCAGCUGGGAUUGUUGUGUUCGACUCUUGGCAGAACGUGACCUUACUUUGUGAGAAGCCUAUUUAUUAUGUCUUUAUUUAUCUUUCAAUUCUACGCUAACUUUAUCUUUGACUGAACUUUGUUAAAUAAAAUUG